Messenger RNA from Trifolium pratense (red clover), 2459 nucleotides. RefSeq names its product carbamoyl-phosphate synthase small chain, chloroplastic-like. Bases 828 to 2123 code for a protein of 431 amino acids. NCBI's taxonomy places the organism in Eukaryota, Viridiplantae, Streptophyta, Magnoliopsida, Fabales, Fabaceae. The record is from RefSeq and is a predicted model, not a curated record. Gene Ontology annotation, biological process: L-arginine biosynthetic process; 'de novo' pyrimidine nucleobase biosynthetic process; L-glutamine metabolic process. The transcript is spliced from 11 exons. Gene Ontology annotation, molecular function: carbamoyl-phosphate synthase (glutamine-hydrolyzing) activity. Gene Ontology annotation, cellular component: cytoplasm; carbamoyl-phosphate synthase complex.
AAGGUUGAGAUCAUUGAAUAUCUUGACUUUGAUUUUGCAAAUGCCCGAAUAACAGUCGUUCACAUCUGGUUACGUCUUUCUAUUGGUUAGAGGAGCCGUCUCUUGUAAGUCUACCAAACAGAUUUUAGUGGCUCCUUAUACCAUGACAAUUGGGUUUAUGGCUUGUGUUGAGGCAUCUAAUCAUGCAACUUGGCAGUAGAACUUUGUCAUUGACCUACAUAUCAUUGGAAGCAUCCAAAGGUCCUUGAACAAUUUUGUGUGCAAUUUGACACUUGAACAAACCGAAGAUAACAAUAAUGAUUUUCGGCCCAAAAUCAACGAUACUCAUGCCUAAUGGUUUCUAGUGCAACUGGUUGGCCGACUCGAUUUUUAAAACACCGAUGUCAUAGUUUUUAUUUUUUAUUUUUUUAUAUAUUGAAUAUAUGUCAAAAUCACACUGAAAUGAGGAUAUCAUCAUGUAUACGUAAUUAGGAGGAGUUUUAAAUUUUUGUCCUCGUUUUAUUUUUUCCUUUUUGGGCAAAACAAAAUAUCCACCACUAAUUGAGAAUUUACUUUUUGAGUGCAAUACAUCAUACAUGCAUGGCAUGGGGACCAAUUAGAAAUAUAUUCUGAAUUUUUAUUUUUAUUUUCUUUAAAUUUUUAAUAUAUAAUUAUUCAUUCUGGUGUUAUUUUCUCUCUCUAUCUUUAUUCUCCCUAAACCCUCUGCCUGCAACCUCACCUGCGCUGGGACUACCGCUGCCGCACCGCCACCACUCGCCACCGGCUGCCGUCCUCCCCCCUCUCUCUUCUCGACGCGACAGCUUAAUAGAGAAGAAAGAAAGACAACAAUGGCGACAAAAGCUUUGUCCUUCACCCUAUCUCUCAACGACCUCUUCGGUUCCAAGUCUCCACAAACCGCUUCAAAAGUUUCUGUUUUCUCUGUCAAAUGUUCCGCCGGUAAUGGAGAAAGGCCUUGGAAGAAUUCAGAUGCUAGACUUGUGCUAGAAGAUGGUUCAAUUUGGAAAGCUAAAUCAUUUGGUGCUUCAGGAACCCAAGUUGGUGAAGUUGUUUUCAAUACAUCAUUGACUGGGUAUCAAGAAAUUUUAACCGAUCCUAGUUAUGCUGGACAGUUUGUUCUGAUGACAAAUCCGCAUAUUGGGAAUACUGGCAUUAAUUUUGAUGAUGAGGAAUCAGCACAGUGCUUCCUUUCUGGUCUAGUAAUUAGAAGUUUGAGUAUCAGCACCUCAAACUGGAGAUGUGAGAAAGAUCUAGGCGAUUACUUAGCAGAAAGGAAUGUCAUGGGAAUUUAUGAUGUUGAUACACGGGCAAUCACACGCAGAUUACGGGAAGAUGGCAGCCUUAUUGGUGUUUUGAGCACUGACAAUUCCAAAACAGACGAGGAAUUACUUCAGAUGUCUAAAUCAUGGGAUAUUGUUGGUAUUGAUCUAAUUAGUGGAGUAUCUUGCAAGUCUCCAUUUGAAUGGGUUGAUAGAACAAAGGAUGAAUGGGAGUUUAGUUCCAGUGAAGGGCCUAGAGACACUUUCCAUGUAGUUGCUUACGAUUUUGGAAUCAAGCAUAAUAUACUUAGGCGCCUAGCAUCUUAUGGCUGUAAAAUCACAGUCGUGCCAUCUACAUGGCCAGCAUCUGAAACUUUGAAGUUAAAUCCAGAUGGCGUGCUUUUCAGCAACGGCCCUGGAGAUCCAUCUGCUGUUCCUUAUGCCGUUGAAACGGUAAAGAAUAUUAUUGGAAAGGUUCCUGUUUUUGGAAUUUGUAUGGGACAUCAAUUGCUAGGCCAGGCUUUAGGAGGUACUACCUACAAGAUGAAGUUUGGUCACCAUGGAGGAAAUCAUCCUGUUCGUAACCUUCGAACCGGCCGUGUUGAAAUCAGUUCUCAGAACCACAACUAUGCGGUUGACCCUGCCACACUGCCCGAAGGAGUGGAGGUUACUCAUAUCAAUCUUAACGACAGCAGUUGUGCUGGUCUUGCUUUCCCUGCUCGGAAGAUCGUGUCUCUUCAAUACCACCCGGAAGCAUCCCCUGGACCUCAUGAUUCUGACAACGCUUUUAGGGAGUUUAUAGAGCUCAUGAAGCAUGAAAAAAAUACAACAUCGAACGAAAAUCUACACCAACUACAAUCGGUGUAAGUCAUUAAAGCAAGCUGCUAUCCCACCGGACUAGAAGAUUAAAGUAUGUGAUAAAAGCUCAAGUUCUUAGUAGUUUUGAUCUAUGGUUUGUAGAUGAAUAAGGACUUCCUUGGUGUUGAUCAAGAUUUUCUUGUGUCCAUUUUCUGUACGAGGGUUGGCAGCCGAUCGUCAUAGGCUCCUUCAUUGAAGGUUAAUGUACUCUAAUGUAGUACCAAUAACUGUGUUUUUAGCUAGCUAUUUUUUUGACCUGGUGGUUUAUUACUUCUACGACUCGGGAUGUGGAGAGUGAAACUUGUAAUUUAUUUAUAAUAGACCCUUUGCUUUAUUUGUUAUCAA